Molecule: messenger RNA, 1741 nt
Organism: Salarias fasciatus (jewelled blenny)
Lineage: Eukaryota; Metazoa; Chordata; Actinopteri; Blenniiformes; Blenniidae
Gene: upb1
Product: ureidopropionase, beta
Exons: 10
Coding region: 81-1232 (383 amino acids)
Molecular function (GO): beta-ureidopropionase activity
Source: RefSeq, a predicted model, not a curated record
AGAGGGAAAGUGGUAAAAGAGGAGAGUCUGGGCUCUGCUGCCGCUGCUGUGAAGCUGCAAAACACCAAAACACUGCAGAAAUGUCGGCGUGUGAGUUCGAGUCGCUGGAGAAAAGUCUGGAGUCUCAUCUGCCUGAAGCAGAGCUGAGGGAGGUCAGACGCAUCUUGUUCGGGAAGGAGACACAGAAGCUGGACCUGCCGGUCGCUGCAGUGCAGGCGGCUUCUGAGCGUGACUUUGAGCUGAAGGGUUACCGGUUCGAUGCCAUUCAGGAGCAGCUCAGGCCGCCCCGGAGGAUCCGGGUGGGACUGGUCCAGAACCGCAUCGUGCUGCCCACCGACGCCCCCGUCCUGGACCAGGUGAACGCUUUGCACAGCAGAAUGGCUGAGAUCGUGGAGGCAGCGGCCAUGUGUGACGUCAACAUCAUCUGCUUCCAGGAGACCUGGACCAUGCCGUUUGCUUUCUGUACCCGGGAGAAGAACCCGUGGAUGGAGUUUGCGGAAUCAGCCGAGGAGGGCAGCACCACUCGGUUCUGCCAGGAGCUGGCCAGAAAGUACAACAUGGUGAUCAUUUCUCCAAUCCUGGAGAGAGAGGAGCUGCACAGCACUGUGUGGAACACGGCCGUGGUGAUUUCCAACUCUGGGACUGUGCUCGGAAAGAGCCGCAAGAACCACAUUCCCAGAGUCGGGGAUUUUAACGAGUCUACAUACUACAUGGAGGGCGACACCGGCCACACGGUGUUCCAGACACAGUUUGGGAGGAUAGCUGUGAACAUCUGCUACGGCCGCCACCAUCCCCUCAACUGGUUCAUGUACAGCAUGAACGGAGCAGAGAUCAUCUUCAACCCAUCGGCCACCGUCGGAGAUCUGAGUGAGCCCAUGUGGCCAAUCGAGGCCAGAAAUGCAGCAAUAGCCAACCACUGCUUCACCUGUGCCAUCAAUCGUGUUGGGACGGAGCACUUCAAGAGUGAAUUCACAUCUGGCGAUGGAAAGAAAGCUCAUCACGACUUUGGACAUUUCUACGGCUCCAGCUAUGUGGCUGCUCCUGACGGCAGCCGCACGCCGGGCCUGUCCAGGACCCGGGACGGACUCCUGGUGGCAGAGAUGGAUCUCAACCUCAACCGACAACUCUGCGACAAGUGGACCUUCAAGAUGACUGGACGCUACGCUGAAUACGCCCAGAAGCUCACAGAGGCCGUCAGACACGACUUCAAGCCCAAAAUAGUCAAAGAGUAAAUGCAAACCAUCCACAGAGAGAAAUGUUCCUGUUUGGCAACAUUAGGAAGUCCUUGUACCACCUAGUGGUAAGACGUGGUAUUACAAGACUUUGAGUCAAGCUUGAAGGCUAGUUUGUAAUUUCACGGCAUUUCUCUGCUGGAUUUUGAUUAUUUUUUCACUGAAAGUGUAACAAACUAAACCUUUCAGAGAGAAAGACGUCAAAGCUUUUUGGCGGCGUGCUGAGGUGGUCGCCACUUUCUUUGAAGCCUGAUUCUCAUUUGGAGGAAUUACAUUUUUACAACUUGUAGAACAUUCCUGUGUAAAUGCAAAACUGUUUUAAAACUUAAAACAAAAAUGAUGCGUCUUUGCAUGCAUCUUUACUUGAACUCUUGUCACGUGAAGAUUACCACUGUCAGAAGAACAGUGUUUUUUAUCAGAUCAACCUGUGUGAGCACGCUGUUCAAAUGAUUAGAACUCAUUAAAAUCCUGGAGCUGUUCACCCCUGUAAAAAGAUAAUAAACCAUAGA